AUGGCAAUUCGGACAGUCCGGUUCUCGCUAUUAGGACUGUCCGAUCUGCCAGGCCCGCGUGUGCUGGUGGAUGGAGGGUGGGUGGACGGUGCUCUCGCCGUGGUGCACCACCCCUCUGUGCAGGCAGGGGGCGCCUUCUCGCGCCCACUGGUUGGAUGGCGAGCUGGAGCUUGCACCGUGGAGCAGAGCUUUUGGGCCGUUGCUGCCAGCAGUGACAGCGGCGUGUCGUUAUGUGGACCCCUCUAUACCGCCCGGUGGACCCCUCCCUGCACCGCCCUCCCUGCACCGCCGGCCUCUGCCGCUGCCGCCGCCGCCGCUGCUGCUGGGGGUGGUGGGCGGGGCUUGUCUGGUUCCCUGUCGCCCAACCCUCCAGGGGUGCUGGUGACGUGCACCAGUGGUGGGGGAGGUGGCAAGGGGGGGGGAGGGGAGGAGUGCGGACGACUUGACCAAGGGGCCUUAUGCGGCUGGUUGGAGUGGCGUGGGAGGCUGUUGGAGUUCGUGGGGACGUCGUGCUGGGUAUUCGUGGAAGAAUCGGUGGGAGUGUACGGGUGGCGUUUGGGGGAAUUGAGUAUCGUUGACUGCCUGUCUGUGGCGCUCAUUCCAGUUUGCGCGGCCAUCAACAUGCUUCCCAUCAAGCGCUUGGGGCAGCAAAUGCUGGCCGUCGGCACAGUGGUGCAGGUGAGGGGAAUAGAUAGAUCGUCCAUGGGUGGUGCAAGUGCAACUUACCUAUGCCCCCAUCUCUGUUCAUUCUAG
Molecule: messenger RNA, 753 nt
Organism: Closterium sp. Naga37s-1
Lineage: Eukaryota; Viridiplantae; Streptophyta; Zygnematophyceae; Desmidiales; Closteriaceae
Source: the annotation of a GenBank genome assembly